Messenger RNA from Conger conger (European conger), 830 nucleotides. It is a transcript of the gene vps28, whose product is annotated as VPS28 subunit of ESCRT-I. Gene Ontology annotation, biological process: protein transport to vacuole involved in ubiquitin-dependent protein catabolic process via the multivesicular body sorting pathway. NCBI's taxonomy places the organism in Eukaryota, Metazoa, Chordata, Actinopteri, Anguilliformes, Congridae. The coding region runs from base 121 to 792 and encodes 223 amino acids. The transcript has 10 exons. Gene Ontology annotation, cellular component: ESCRT I complex. The record is from RefSeq and is a predicted model, not a curated record. Gene Ontology annotation, molecular function: protein-containing complex binding.
GUGGAAUAAUUGGCUCGCCAGAAUAUGUAUUUACCGAAAGACAGCACAGAGACGUUUCGUUAAAUCUGCGUCACGAUCAACAAAACGUUUUACAGAUGCUAAGCAUUUGGCUGCGUCACCAUGUUUCACGGAAUUCCGGUCAGCGCAGGUAUGGGCGGAGUCCCUGCCAAUAAACCUGAACUCUAUGAAGAAGUGAAGCUGUACAAAAAUGCAAGAGAAAGGGAAAAGUAUGAUAACAUGGCUGAGUUAUUUGCUGUGGUGAAGACCCUGCAGGCGCUGGAGAAAGCUUACAUCAAAGACUGCGUGACGCCCAAUGAGUACACUGGGGCCUGCUCCAGGCUGCUGGUUCAGUAUAAAGCUGCUUUCAAACAGGUCCAGGGAUCCGACGUGGGCUCUAUCGAUGACUUCUGCCGAAAGUACAGACUUGACUGUCCUCUUGCCAUGGAGAGGAUCAAAGAGGAUCGACCAAUCACCAUCAAGGAUGACAAAGGCAACCUGAACCGAUGCAUCGCUGACAUUGUUUCUCUUUUCAUCACAGUUAUGGAUAAGCUGCGUCUGGAGAUCAGGGCUAUGGAUGAGAUCCAGCCGGACCUCAGGGAGCUGAUGGAGACGAUGAACAGGAUGAGCAACAUGCCCCCAGAGUGUGAGGCCAAGGACAAAGUCAGUCUGUGGUUAUCCACUCUCAGCACUAUGUCAGCCUCUGAUGAGCUGGAUGACUCUCAGGUUCGGCAGAUGCUGUUUGAUCUGGAGUCUGCGUAUAAUGCAUUUAACCGCUUCCUGCACGCCUCCUGAAAGUCUGGAGGUCCUCCUCUUCUGCACAUUUCUCCUGU